This is a messenger RNA of Enhydra lutris kenyoni (northern sea otter), 8071 nucleotides long. RefSeq lists its product as uncharacterized. The record is from RefSeq and is a predicted model, not a curated record. Lineage: Eukaryota; Metazoa; Chordata; Mammalia; Carnivora; Mustelidae.
GCCUCUUGAAUUGACUCUAGGUGCAAAGACCCAAGAUGUGAAAUCUUUGGGGUUUGAGUCAGUCCCACAGUUACAAAAUAGGAAAUUGACUACGUUGACACCAGGAUCACACAUUCAAGGCAUGAAAUCUCUGAAAUUCAGCCCUGGGGCAAAGUUGAAAGGUGCAAAAUCUCCUGAGUCUGUAAAGCUUCAAAUAAUGAAAACCACAGAGGUCAACCAGGGCCUAGAGUUCCAGGUCGCAAAACCCUCUGAGUUAGCCUUGGAAUCAAAGAUUUGCAAUGUGAUCUCCGAGUUCAAUGCUGGGAAGCAGCGGCAAGAAAAGAAGUCUUCUAAGUUGAAACCAUGGCCAGAGCUUCAAUGUGUGAAAUUUGUGGUAUACAGCCCUGGACCACAUUUGCAACAUAUAAAAUUUUCAGAAUUGUGCAAAGAGACAAAGCUCCAAGAUGUGAAAUCUAAGGAAUCCAAUCCUGAGCAACAGUGGCAAGAUGUUAAAUCCUCUGAGUUAUGCCAGGGAUCAAGGCUUCAAGGUAUGCCAUCUUUCAAGUUCAAUCCUGGGCCGUUACAAGAGAUAAAACCUGAGUUGUGCACAGACAGGAAGCUUCCAUAUGAGCCAUUUCUGGAAACAAAGCAUCAGCCUAAAUUACAAGGUGGGAAAUCCCCUGAAUUUAAUCUAGCCCCACAGCUUCAGUGUAUAAAUGUUAGGGCAUUCAGUAAUGGUGUGAAAUCUGAGUUGAAUUCUGGAUCAGAGCCUUGAGGUAUGAAAUCCCAGGUGUUCUGCCCUGGGCCACCUUUGCAGGAUGUGAAUUCUUCUGCAUUUAUUUCAAAACCAAAACUUCAGUGUGUAAAUUCUGUUGGAUGCAAAUCUGAGCCACCCUUGCAAGGUAUAAACCCUCCUGAAUUAACUUCAGUUUCAAAACUUCAAGGUACAAAGUCUUCUGAGUUGAGUUCAGAGAUCCCAAGGGAGACAACUAUGGUGUUCAACCUUGAUCCACAUUUGCAAGAUUUGAAAUCUGAGUUGAUUCCAGGGUCAAAGUUUCUUGCUAUAUCACCUAUGGAAUGCAACCCUGAGCCACAGAUGAAGUGUGUAAAUUCUUCUAAGUUGAAUCCAGAGCCAAAAUUACAAUGUGCAAAUUCUAUGGGAUGCAAACUUGGACCACCUUUGCAAGGUGUACAGUCCUUUGAAUUGACUUCAGGGACAAAAUGUCAAGGUCCAGGAUCUCAGGUGAAUCUGGGGUCCAAGAAUCAAAGUGAGACAUCUAUGGUGUUCAGUGCUGAACCACAUUUACAAGAUUUAAAAUCCGAAUUGAUUCCAGGGUCAAAGUUUCUUGCUGUAGCACCUAUGGAGUGCAACCCUGGGCCACAGAUGAAGUGUGUAAAUUCUUUGGAGUUGGAUCCAGAGCCCAAAUUACAAUGUGCUAAUUCUAUGGGGUAUGAACUUGGGCCACCUUUGCAAGGUAUACAAUCUUUUGAGUUGACUUCAGGGGUUAAAUGUCAAGGUAUGGGAUCUUUUGAUUUGAAUCUGGGGUCAGAAGUUCUAGGUAUAAAAUCUCUUAUGUUCGACGCUGUGCAACAUUUACAAAAUGUGAAAUGUGAAUUGAGUCCAGGGACAAAGUUUCAAGGUAUAACAUCACAAGAAUUAAACUGUGCCCCACAGCUGCAAGGUGUGAAUUCUUCUGAUUUGAAUUUUGGGUCAGAACUUCAAUGCAUAAAUGCUAUAAAGUUUAAUCCAGACCCAGAGACGCAAGGCAUGAAACCCUCUGACUUGAAUCCUACAUCAGAAUAUCAAGACAAAUCUAUUCUGUUCAACCCUGGACCACAUUUGCAAGGUGUAAAAUCUUCUGAGUAAAUCCCAGGGGCAAAGUUUCCAGAAAUCCAGUUUUUGGAGAAUCACUGUGGGUCACAGCAACAAGUUGUGCACUCAGUGUUCACUUUAGGCUCUUCUCUGAAUGGUAUGAAAUCUGUGUUAUUUUUACCAAAGCCACUGCUUGAAGAUGUAAAGUCUGUGAAGAUGAACAAAGAGCCAGUGUCUUGUGGGGAACUGGCUUCAGGCUCUGAGCUGCAGGACUUGAAAUGUGAGAUGUUUGCACUAGAGCCGUGUUUUACAAAAGUGAAAUCUGUGGAGUUAAAUCCAGGGCCACAUCCUCAAGGUAUGAAUUCUGGGGAGUUGCCCUCACACCUCAGGCAGCACAGUGAGAGAUCUGUGGUGUUUGCAUCAAAGUUGUGUUUUCAAGAUGUGAAAUCUCUGGAGUUGAAACCAGGGCCACAACCUCAAGAUGUGAAUUCUAAGGAUUUGAUUUCUUGCCUCAGGCAGAAAUCUGUGGUGUUUGAAUCAGAGCCAUGUUCUCAAGAUGUGACAUUGUUGAAUUCAAACCUACAGCUACAGCCUCCAAGUGCUAAUUCUUCAGGGUUUCCAUCAUGCCUAAGGUCACCAAGUGUUAAUUCUGAGGUCUUUGCACUGGAACUAUGUUUUCAAGAUGUGAAAUCUGUAGAGUUGACACCAGGGUCCCCACAGCAAGGUAUGAAUUGCCAAGAGUUGACUUCAGGAUGGCAAGGUAUGAAAUCAACAGUGUUGGCACCAGAGCCAACUAAGAAGUUCAUACCAGGACCCAUGUUGCGUAGUGUUAAAUUUUCAAAUUUGUCUCCAGAAUCAAAGCGACAAAGUGAGAAACCUUUGGAGUUUACUCCAGAAGCAAAGUUGCAAAGUAUAAAACAUGUGACAUUGUCUUCAGCAUCUCUGCAACAAGAUAUGAAAUCUGUAGAGUUACUACCGGGGUCACUGCUUCCAAGAACAAAAUCUGAGGAACUAACUCCAAAGAGGAGCUAUCAAAUGACAGACUCCUCUGAGAUAAUCCCUAGGCCAGGGCAUCAAUUUGUAGAAGGUGCAGAGAUGAUCCCAACACCAAAGCCUCAAGUCCCUAAAUCUGUGAAUCUGGUGAUCCCAACACCAAAGCAUCAAGUCUCCAAAUCUGUAAAUUUGAUUUCAGUACCAAUUUAUCAUACCACAGAAAGUUUGGCACAUCAAGGCAGUGAAACUGUGGAAAAAUCUGUGGGGUUGACCCCAAAGUCAACAAGUAAAACCAUGGAAUCUUCAGGAGUGCCUCUAAGACUAGAUCUUCAAGUCCCAGAAUCUGUUCACCUGACUCAUGUGCUAAGGAAUCAAGGCUCUGAAUCCUUAGAAUUAACCUUAAAGAAAAUCCCAGAAACUCUCGAGUUGCUCUCUCAGUCAUGGCCUCAAGUUAAGGACUUGGGGGAAUCAUAUACAAGGCCAGUGCAGGAAGUUACAGAAUCUGAAGAGAUGACACCAGAGCCCAAGCAUCACACUACAGAAACUAUGGGGUUGACCCCCAAAGCAAGGCCAACAGAGAAGGAAUUCCUUGGCAUGACCCCAAAGCCAAUAAGUAAAACCACUGGAUAUACAGAGAGCACUCCAAGGCCCUAUCCUCAAGCAUUAGAAUUUGCGGAGGUGAUCUCCGAGAAAAGACUGCAAAGGGAAGAAUCAGAAGCACUGACUACAAAGUCAUUACAUCAUGUCCCAGAAUCUUCAGAGAUGACACCAAGGCUAAGAUAUCCAGUUCCUGAAUCUGUGGGUUCAACCUCUAAGCAAUGGCUUCAAAGGGAGGAAUCUUUAGAUUUGUCCCCAAGGCAAACAGGUCAAGCUACAGGACAUGCAGAAUCUGUAGAGCUCACAUCUGAGACAUGGCAGCAAGGGGAUGGACCAAUGGGGCUGACACAGUCACAGAAUCAAAGUAUGAAAUAUUCACAGAUAGCUCCAGGACUACAGGGUCAAAUUACAGAGUUUAUGAGGAUUAGUCCAAAGCCGCUAGAUCAAGUCACGGGAUCUACAAAGACACAGCUUCAAGCUGCUCAACCAAUAGGAAUAACCUCAAUAGGCCCCCCAAAAGUUGUUGAAUAUGUGAAAGUGACUCCUUGGCCACCACUUCAGGUUGUAAAGUCUGUAGCAUUAACACCAGGGGGAACCUCUCAAAUGGUAGACGAUGUUGAACUGACUCCAAAAGUACAAGAUGUGAGACCUUCUGAGUUUACCUCAGGGCUGUGGUUGCAAAGUGUAAAAUCAAAGGAAUUAACCACAGAGCCAACACACCAGAUUUUGGAUAUAAUGAAGUUGACAGGCUUUCAAAUUGUAAAGACUGUGUUAAUCCCAGGGCCACCACUUCAAAUUGUAAAAUCUGAGGAAUUAGCACCACUACCAAUUCCUCAGAUUGUAGAACCAAUAGGAGUUUCCUUAGGAUCAGCUACUGAUGUAAUGGAUUGUUUGGAUCUUCAAGAAAUGGUAGAACCUGUAGAACUAACUCUGAGGCCAAAUACCGAAGAGAAAUCUUCAGAAUCACUCUCACAGCCAGCAUUUCCUUUGGAGGAAUCUACAGUGUUCACUCAUGAACAAGGGCUUCAGGCUGUGAAAGGAAUGGGGAUAAAUAUAGGGCCUCCUCAAAUCAUGGAAUGUGAGGAUUUGAAUCUAGUACAGGUAUAUCAGAAUAGGGAAUCUGAGGAUUUUAUGUCAAGAGAGGAGUUACAAAUAGGGAAUUAUUUCUCUAGAUUUCUACAGAACUCUUCAAACUCGCUCAUCUCAGGCUCUGUCGAAGCAUCUGAAUUAGGAAGCCUUUGUGAUCUGGAGAUGCCAGAAGUGUCAAGGGCCUUGGAUAUAAAAAACUUCGGGACAGAUAUUUUGCAGUCUGACGAAUACUUUAUAGACCCUACUAUGAUACAAAUUUCAACCCUUCCCUUGUCCCUUCACAAUCAACCCUCCGAUGAGAUAGCUAACAUUGUAGAAAUCCCACAUUUUGAGAUCCCAGGAGUGGGUGUCUUAUCUAAGAGGACUGAUAAGAAGCAGGUGGAGAAGCUAGAGAAUUCACUCCAGCGCCUAUCCCAACAUCCACUGCAAAGCUGGAGAUCACCAUCUAGGACCUUCCAGUCAGGAUCAGGAACUCAAAGAGGCCUUAACUGGUCUGUCUUGAGCAGACAACAGAAUGUCUGGGAGAAUCACUCCUGGAGACAGCGACUACCCAGAAAAUAUCUCUCCAAGAUGCUAGUGUUAGGGAUUGUCUUGGGAACCACUAUGGAAAGGAACCUUUGUUCUCAAAUAUCUUUAACGGAAAGAGCCACUGCAGAUAUCUGUCAAUCUAUUCAGAAUUUAUUUGGGGUUCCUGUGGAACUGAUGGAACUUUCCAAGAGUCUGCUAGAGAAGAGUCAAACUCUUAUUUCUCAGACUUCAGUGUCCAAAAACUACAUUCAGAGACACACUUCCUAUCAUGGUCACGAACAAAGAAUAGCCUUAAGGAUGUGGACACGUAGCUCCAUCUCCAUGUCCUCCAUAAUACAGCAACACUCUGGGGCUAGCGCGAAAAUAAAGAAAAGUUCGAAGCUUAGUGAUAUAUCCCAGGAAGUCAUUCAGCACAUGCCUGUUUCAUGUACAGAGGGCCAGCCUCCUGUCCCAGUAAAUUUAGAGUCUUCCUUCAAUAUAUUUUUCACUAGGAAAGAUUCUGUUCCAAUGGAAGAGAGUGAGAACUCACAGAGUUCACAGAAAAGGAUUUUUGAGUCCCAACAUUGUCUCAAGCCAAGUUAUCUUCCCCAGGCCAAGACUGACUUGUCAGAACAGUUCCAGUUGCUACAAGAUCUGUGGCUAAAAAUGGCAGCAAAACUGUUAAGGAGUCAAAUACCCCCCAAUGCACCUCCACCUCUAACUUCAGGUCUGGUUUUAAAAUACCCUAUCUGCCUACAGUGUGGCCUAUGUGUAGGAUUUAAUUGCUGUCAUAAAUUACAGGGCACUUUGGUGCCUUACCUUCUUAUCUACCCAUAGCUCCACCUUGUAAGCACUCCCGAAGGACACGGAGAGAUUAAGUUGUGUCUUGGCUUUAGGUUGCAAACUGGGAAAAGAUCCCAAGUCCCAAAGUAUCACAGAAGAGACAGAUCCAUCACACCAAGAAGUUCUAUGUUACCAUCACUAAGGAAAGCUAAAGUCUAUACUCGAGCUUCCAAGAGUCCUACUUCUACAGUGGAUUUCCAGUCUGUAUCUUCCCAGUCUCCUGCUCCUGUACAAGUCCACAUCAGGCAAAGACAGUAUAGGAGCCCUGCCCUAGCAGGAAAGAUGACAAUUGGAGGGCCAGGGCACUAUUAGUUUACUCAAGUUCACUCUCUACCAGAGAGUGACUCUGAAAGCAAUCAGGAUGAAAAAUGGGCUAAAAGGUGAACAAAAAAGACCUGUAGUUCAAAAUACCCAAAGAAAAGAAUCACUAUGGGAGGCAGAACACAAAACACAAAGUUCUACACAAAUGGUAGAACCACAAUACGGAGUUCUUCUUGGGAUUUACCAGCCCAGUUAAGAAGGAAGAGGAAUGGAGCAUCUCAGACAACCACUGCCUCUUCAAAAAGACAAUCUAAGAAAUCCUCCCAACCCAAAUUCAUUCAACGGCUUUUUCAAGGUCUAAAGCAAGCAUUUCAGACAGCACGCAGAAUUAUGGCUUUUGCUGGACAGAAGCCUGAGGACAGGUCAAGGCCAGACUGUUUGCUUUCAAGCAAAAACCACCAUCCAAAACAAAAAGCCAGAGAUUAUUCCUCAUCAAGAGAUAUCAAAAGAGAUAGGAUGUCAGUUGUUAAGCUAAAGCCAAUAGACAUAACCACUAAGCAGGAGAAGAUGUUAUGGGAAGAAAUACAGCAAUUCAGAUCGGCUCAACAACCAAAAAGUAGCUCUUUCCAACGUAGACAUACCCAACGAGCCAAGCCCAUAGUUUCCCAAAGAAGUGCUAUUUUCAAAACCACUUCAGUCAGACAGGCUGUGGUUAUUGUUCAAAACGACAAUAGCAGCAAAGGUAAGAAAACCUACAGAUGUGAAAUCUCUAGCCAGGAGUCCAAGAGCUCCAAAAUAGGAACCAGAGUUCAAGCCAGAGGGAGAAAUCUACAUGGUUUACUUAAGAGAACCUCACACAGUCACCUUAAAAAGAAACUCACAACCAAGAAGCAAAACCACCAUAGCUUCUUAAGGGAGAGAACCCCAUGUAAUUCCUCUGAAAGGAGCCAUACCAGUCCCUCUGAGGGGAGCCUUUGAAGUCCUUCUCUAAAGAGCCAUCACAGUCCCUCUGAGAGGAGCCAUCACAGUCCCUCUGAGAGGAGCCAUCGAAGUCCUCCUCAGAGGAGCCAUCACAGUCACUCUGAAAGGAGCCAUCAGAGUCCCUGUGAGAGGAGCCAUCGAAGUCUUCCUCGGAAGAGACAUCACAAUCCCUCUAAGGGGAGCCACCGAAGCCGCCUUCAGAAGAGACAUCACAAUCCCUCUGAGAGGAGCCACCGAAGUCUUUCUCAGAAGAGCCAUCACAGUCCCUCUGAGAGGAGCCAUCGAAGUCUUCCUUGGAACAGACAUCACAGUCCCUCUAAGAGGAGCCACCGAAGACUUCUUCAGAAGAGCCAUCACAGUCCCUCUGAGAGGAGCCACUGAAUGCCCAUCAGUCCUUCUCUAAGGAGCCAUCACAGUCCCUCUGAGAAGACCCAUCGAAGUCUUCCUCAGAAGAGCCAUCACAGUCCCUCUGAGAGGACCCAUCGAAGUCUUGUUCAGAAGAGACAACACAGUCCUUCUGAGAGGAGCCACCGAAGUCUUUCUCAGAAGAGCCAUCACAGUCCCUCUGAGAGGAGCCAUCGAAGUCUUCCUCGGAAGAGACAUCACAGUCCCUCUAAGGGGAGCCACCGAAGACUUCUUCAGAAGAGCCAUCACAGUCUCUCUGAGAGGAGCCACCAAAGUCUUUCUCAGAAGAGCCAUCACAGUCCCUCUGAGAGGACCCAUCGAAGUCUUCUUCAGAAGAGACAUCACAGUCCCUCUCAGAGGAGCCACCGAAGUCUUUCUCAGAAGAGCCAUCACAGUCCCUCUGAAAGGAGCCAUCAGAGUCCCUGUGAGAGGAGAUGUCGCAGUCCCUCUGAGAGGAGAUGUCGCAGUUCCCUUGAGAGGAGCAGUCGCAGUCUCUUUCAGAAAACCCAUCACAGUCCCUUAGAGAAAGACCACUCGUGCUGGAUGGGGGAACGGAGGGUGAAGGGACAUUUGGUAUCGCGCAAACGGAUGGACCCCGAAUAA